AUGGCUAAGAACGGGAAAGUUCCAAAGACUGGGCAAAAACGUACUAGCAAAUCCUUUUUGGAUUGGAAAAAGAGACAACAAUUGAGAUCAGAACAAGACGUGGUGGAUCCUUCCAUGUUUGAACAUACUGCUAACGAUACUGAUAAGUUGAGAAACGGUGAUAACGAUGAGGAUGAUGAUGAUGAUGAUGAUGAUGAUGAUGACGAGGAGGAGGAGGAGGAGGAUGAAGAUGAAGAGAAUGCUGAGGGACAACCCCAUGGUAAUCCGUCUUCUUCAGUUAAUAGUAUUUCUUUUAAACCAAUUGCAAAGAACGGAGUCAAUUUGUACGACGGUAAUGUCGGUCUGAAUAACGUGAUGAAAUUGGAUCCUAUUCAAGAACAUCGAACUGAGGAUGAAGACGCGUAUUUACAAACUCAAAUGGUUGAUGAGUUUGUGAAUCAUAACCACAAGUAUUCGGAAGUACAAUAUAUUCCUCAACCCAAAGUGAAACAGAUGCAAGAGAAUAACACUAAGGCCAAGAAUAAGGAGCCACCUUCAGAACAAAGUAAACAGUUGGAUAGGUUGACAGAAGCCUAUAAGAACAAAACAUUGUCCGAGGCAGAUUUACAAAGAGUAUUGUUAUCAUUUACCCCAGAUAAUGAUAGUAAUUCCGAUAUUCCAGAGAAAGAUGAACCGAAUCAAGAAGAUGAAGAUAUUACCAUAGCAAUUCAACAGAAAAAACUUGAAUUGAAGAAUCCUCCAAUCAAGAUAACUACUACUUUAUUAAAACAACAAGAUUCUUCGUCUCCUGUUUCUACCAAUAUCGAUAAUGAAAUGAUUAUCCCACCAACAUUGAUUGAUUCGUUACAUUCGUCCAACAUUCCUUCGCCACCUUCAAGUUAUAAGAGAAUUUUUUUAAAUAUUGUAUUUACAAUCACUGAUAUCAUCGAUAAUUGUCAAGCUAAAGCUUAUGAAUAUUUGUGUUUGGCCUUUCUGUAUUUAAACAUUUCCAUUCCAAAGUAUGUUGUACCUUUUUUUUAUUUGACUUCCAUACAAAUAUUUAUACUAACACAUUUCUUUGUUUUUUUUUUGUUUGAUAUUUAA
Molecule: messenger RNA, 1083 nt
Organism: Henningerozyma blattae CBS 6284
Lineage: Eukaryota; Fungi; Ascomycota; Saccharomycetes; Saccharomycetales; Saccharomycetaceae
Gene: SPO19
Product: Spo19p
Exons: 1
Coding region: 1-1083 (360 amino acids)
Source: RefSeq, a predicted model, not a curated record